Molecule: messenger RNA, 4106 nt
Organism: Megalobrama amblycephala (Wuchang bream)
Lineage: Eukaryota; Metazoa; Chordata; Actinopteri; Cypriniformes; Xenocyprididae
Product: scavenger receptor cysteine-rich type 1 protein M130-like
Exons: 15
Coding region: 1-2691 (896 amino acids)
Cellular component (GO): membrane
Source: RefSeq, a predicted model, not a curated record
AUGAAUGUGAGGUUGGUUGGUGGUCACAGUCGCUGUGCUGGUAGAGUGGAGGUUCUUCAUAGAGGUCAGUGGGGAACAGUGUGUGAUGAUCUCUGGGAUAUGGUUGAUGCUGCAGUGGUGUGUAGAGAGCUGGACUGUGGAGAACCUGUAGAUGCUCUGGGUGAUGCUCAUUUUGGAUCAGGAACAGGGCCAAUCUGGAUGAGUGUUAUAAUUUGUUCUGGAUCAGAGUCUACAUUGAAGAACUGUGAAUCGGCAGGAUGGGGUAAACGCACCUGUGGUCAUGAUGGUGAUGCUGGAGUCAUUUGCUCAGAAACACAAUUUUUAUUUAGAAAAAAUAAAAAACAUUUCUUUUGCAAGUUUCAUACUUCUGUUCUUUGUCCAGGUUACACUAACCUCAGACUGGUCAAUGGUCCUGACAUCUGUUCUGGUCGAGUUGAGCAUCAGUACUUCAGUAAAUGGGGCACAGUGUGUGAUGCAUGCUGGGAUAUGAGAGCUGCCAGUGUCCUCUGUAGACAGCUGAAUUGUGGGGUUGCUGUGUCUGUUGUGGGAUCAGACUGGUUUGGAGAGGGAAGUGGUGAAAUCUGGGCUGAUGUGUUUGAUUGUGACGGGAAUGAAACAAAACUCUCAGAAUGUUCCAUCUCUUCAUGGAGUCGAGCUGAAUGUUCUCAUAGACGAGAUGUUGGAGUCAUCUGCUCUAAUUCCUCUCUGGCUGUUCAUGAUGGUCUGGUGCGGUUGUCUGGAGAGAGACAGUGUGAGGGGGAGGUGGAAGUUUCCAUCCAUCAGGUCUGGAGGAGAGUUCUGCUGGACUCCUGGAGUCUCACUGAAUCCUCUGUGGUCUGCAGACAGCUGGGCUGUGGCUCUGUGCUGAACUUCUCCGGCUCCUCUUCAUCCAGUCCUGAACACAGUCAUGAGUGUGUGACGGGCUUCCAGUGCUCUGGGAGUGAAGCUCAUCUGGGGAACUGCAGCUCUCCACAAACUCUCAACUGCAGCUCCACACAACAGCUGUCAAUCGCCUGCCUUGGUCGCGGGUCCAUCAGGCUGGUGGGUUCUGGGGGAGACUGUGCAGGGAGGCUGGAGGUUUUUCACAGCGGCUCAUGGGGGACAGUGUGUGAUGACUCCUGGGAUAUUAAAGAUGCCCAUGUGGUGUGCAGACAGCUGCAGUGUGGAGUGGCCCUCAGUAACCAGCAGGUACCAGCCUGGUUUGGUCCUGGUUCUGGACCCAUAUGGCUGGAUGAGGUGGAGUGUGAGGGGAAUGAGACGUCCCUGUGGAGCUGCUCUUCUCCAGGCUGGGGAAAACAUGACUGUCAACACAAGGAGGAUGUAGGAGUCGUGUGCUCAGAGUUUAAAGAGAUCAGGUUAACUGAGGGCUGUGAAGGGAAUGUGGAGGUUUUCUACAAUGGAUCCUGGGGUAAUGUGUGUUACAAUAAGAUGGACAGAGACACAGCGAGUCUGAUCUGUCAAGAGCUGAACUGUGGAAGAUCUGCCAGUGAACCCAGUAAUUCAGAGGGACUGAAGUCUCAUAAUUGGCUUGAUUAUUUUAAAUGUCGACGUCAUGAUUCCACUAUAUGGCAGUGUCCAUCUUCACCCUGGGGACUGAAUGACUGUGAUAAUGAAGUGGCCAAGAUCACCUGCUCAAAGAAGGAGAAUCAUGAAUCUCCUCAGAGUCAUCUGACAUGUUUUACCUCACCAUCACCUCACCAGAGACAGUGUUCAAAUCAUGUUCCUCUCAGACUGAGUGGAGGGGAGGGCCGGUGCUCUGGGAGGCUGGAGGUGUAUCAUAACGCUGUGUGGGGCUCAGUCUGUGAUGAUCUGUGGGACAUCAGUGAUGCUCAGGUGGUCUGCAGGCAGCUGGGUUGUGGAGCAGCACUGAGGGCUGAUGGGAAUUCAACCUCUGAUGCUGGUAAAGGUGUUGUGUGGCUGAACAGAGUCGAGUGCAGAGGGAAUGAGAUUCACCUGUGGGACUGUCCUCUCUCCCUGAAGAACCACACUGACUGCUCCAACAAAGAUCACGCUGGACUCACCUGUGCAGAUUUGUCAGUGUCCACUACUCCUGCCACAACAACAUCAUCUUCUCCUCCAGUUUCUCAGACAGUGAGCUCAACAUCAGUCUCUCGUCCACAAACUCCUCCGUCUCUCUCUGUGCUUGUGAUUGUACUGGGAGUUGUGCUCUUACUGCUCUUAGUGCCACUGCUUAUACUGAUUCAGCAGAACAGAGUGAUGAGGAGAGCUCUCUCUGACUGGUACACAGGACUACACAGGGCUCCAAGUGAGGUAGUUUAUGAGGAAAUUUAUCACAGACAAAAUCACUUAAACCAUACAGGGAGUCUCAUCUCUGAAGAAUUGCGUCCUGGGCGUGGAGAUGUGGAGUCACUUCUCUUAGAGAGGGCGAAUGCAGGCACAUCAGGAUACUAUGAGGAAAUCAUCAUUGAUGGACCAAAACCCGAUCAUGAGACAGAUGACACUGCAGAGGACUAUGAUGAUGUCAUUACCAGUGGACAGACCUAUGGUACUGAAAAAGUGGACACGCCAGAGAAUUAUGAAGAUGUCAUCAUUAAUGGACAGUGCUCUCAAUGUGUAAUGGAGGGGGAUCAGGAGGAGUAUGAUGAUGUGUGGAGUAUCACUGAAGAUUUGAGAAACUUGUUAGACUAUGAUGAUGUGGAGGAGUCAAACAAUGAGAGAGAAACUGCAUGACUCAAUGGCCACGUCUACUGCCACUGUUUAUUACAGCUUCUGGAUGUUUUUUUUUUUUUUUUUUUUUUUGAAACAAUACUUUUAGGCCCAGUUUCACAUACAGGGCUUAGAUUAGAGCAUUUAGUUUUGUAAAUGUACCCUUGAAAAAUAACAUGACUGGUGUGCAUCUUGAGACAAAAACAAUGGCACUGACAUAUUUUAAGAAAUGUCAGUUCAAGUUGCUUUCAGUUAAAACAGUUAAAACAUGCAUUUUAGUCUAGGACUAGCUUAAGCCUUGUGUGUGAAACCGGGAGAUAGAGUUGCCUUUCAUUCUUAUUUCAAUAUUCUUUGAUAAACUACUUGAAUAUGGUCAUUAACACAAUCUCGAUAAAUUAAAUACUGCUAACAUUAUAAUUUCUAAACAUUGUUUAUUGUCAUGAUUUCCACAGUUCAGUGUUAUGAAUCAGAGUCAGGGUUAAAUGUUUCUACACUUAACCAUUUAUUUUCUCUUUCUGAGGAAUGUAGGAGAGUCUUCCAGUGACAAAACAUGAUAGUUACAAUGUCUUUCACAGAUGAAUUUCUGAACAUUUGUUAAAUAUACUGUAUGUUAGAAAACAUUGUUGAAGGAUGUUUGCAUAAAUGUUAUUCAGUGGCUGUGAAGUUGUACAUUUACACCAAUAGAAAAGAACUGUCCUAAUAACUUAAUUUCAUUACAUUGUGGGAUGCAAUAAUUACAUCUCACGCAAAACGAUUACUAAAUAUUACAAAAAUGUAUAUAUUGAAUCCUUAAGCCAACAGCAUUUUUAAGGGAAAGAUUUUUCUCAUUAUUUAAGAGUUCAUAAUGCUCAUCUCCUGAUUCCUGAAUUGUUCUGAUUCCAGCUAAAGAAUGUUAAAGACAAGAAUGAACAGACUCUUUUAAGAAUAUCAGAGAGGAUUAUAGGGUACCAUAUGUCAGAAUGAUUGAUUUAUGGCCCCUCAUAAAAAUAUCCCCCUCCCUCCGGACUGGACACCUGUUUGGACACCUGUUUUGGCCACCUGUUUUUGUCCUCCCCCACUACCCCACUACCCCUCCCUACUACCCCCACUAAGGAAUUUAUGACUGUGUUUUGGACUUUGUGUGUUUUUGAAGUGAAAAUGUUUGAAAACGAUGCUUAAACUUUAAAAUGUAAAACAGUGUAUCGGGGUGACAGGCAUGGGUUUUUAAGGGAUGUUUUUAUUAAAGAAAGUUAUUUCACAUAUUUAAAUGUUUUUAAAAAUACAUUAAUGAAUUGUACAAUUAAAACACAAAGACAAUUUAAAAUGUUGUUAGAUUUUCUGAAACAAAAGUAUCAAACAAACGCAUUAACAUUAAGUAUAUUAAACAAUAGUUGUUAAAAGACAAAUGGGGUUUUAAAAAGCAAAAACAUUUCUAACAUUUACUUUUAAAGUUUUUUAAC